AUGAAUGGCGCCGACAGCCACUUCGGUGGAAAGCGGAUUCCUGGGGUGGCAGUGUCGGGGGUCUGGGGGAACAUGGGCUUGAGUGGGGGUUGCCUCAGAAAGAGCAAGACGGCGGAUGUUUCUCUCUUGGUGUGACCGGUGGCAAUAUCGAUCAGCAAUGAAUGCCGCACAGACUUUUGCGCGCCGAAAUAUGCGUGCGACAGCUUUAACCUAACCACUUCGGUGGAAAGCGGAUUUCUGUUCAAUACGGUGUCAGGGGUACCAGGGAAGACGGGGCCGAGUUUUGUUUGAUUUCGGGUGGAUGAGGUUGGGGUUUUGUUCGUUUUUCUCCAUCAUCUAUCUAAGGUUCGUGCCUAGAGUUCAGCUGUAGUGUUUCGACAAAAGUUUUGUUGACUUAGAGGCAAACAUGCCUAGCUAUUAUUGGGCACCGAGUUAAUUUGGCUUGGCAUGACGGCCUUUACGAUCGACUUUUUAUGUAUGCCGGCAAUUAUCUGCAAUUGUCGGAGGGCAAACAAAAUAAUAAUAA
Molecule: messenger RNA, 526 nt
Organism: Ectocarpus sp. CCAP 1310/34
Lineage: Eukaryota; Phaeophyceae; Ectocarpales; Ectocarpaceae
Source: the annotation of a GenBank genome assembly